Cotesia glomerata is the source of this 643-nucleotide messenger RNA. RefSeq lists its product as uncharacterized. The record is from RefSeq and is a predicted model, not a curated record. Lineage: Eukaryota; Metazoa; Arthropoda; Insecta; Hymenoptera; Braconidae. Gene Ontology annotation, molecular function: odorant binding. The transcript has 5 exons. The coding region runs from base 91 to 480 and encodes 129 amino acids.
UAUUCAUUUAUGUCGAUCACUUGCGUAGACACCUAUCUCUAACUCUAUACUUAAGUUUGAAAUAUUUUUUUAAUAAACAAACAUAAAAAAAUGAAGUCCUGCAUAUUCUCUAUUGUAGGAAUUUUAUUGGCGGUUAUGGCUAAAACUCAUAGUGAUCCAAAAAUGACAAGAGAGAUUCGAGAUACAUUCAAAGGAAUUAUAAAGUCAUGUUCAGAUAGAAUAACUCAUGAAAGUUUCGUUAAGAUGAUUGUGGACGAUGAUGUUCAUGGCAUGAACAUAGAAGUCAAAUGUUUCGCCGCCUGUGCUUUGUUUCACGUAGGGAUAAUGAAAAACGGUAAAAUGCACGUGGAACAAAUUGAAGAAAAAUUAAACUCAAUGAUUGCUACUACUAAAUCAUGCGCUGAAGAAGCUAACGAAAGCGCUAACGAAUGUGAUGUCGCCGGAAAAUUUGGGGAAUGCAUGAAGAAACGCGACAUGUAAGAAGAAAAGAAUCAGUAAAUACAAUUUUGGAAUCUAUUGGAUACUGCUCAAUAGUUUUGAAGACUACUUUAUUUUACGGAUUUGGAAACGCAAAAAUCAACUUUUACUUUUAUACUUUAUUAUUUGAAUUAUUUGUUCAGCAAUACAUCAAAAUUUUUGAAAU